This is a messenger RNA of Mucor velutinosus, 333 nucleotides long. RefSeq lists its product as uncharacterized. Gene Ontology annotation, cellular component: CST complex. The transcript has 3 exons. The record is from RefSeq and is a predicted model, not a curated record. Lineage: Eukaryota; Fungi; Mucoromycota; Mucoromycetes; Mucorales; Mucoraceae. Bases 1 to 333 code for a protein of 110 amino acids. Gene Ontology annotation, molecular function: single-stranded DNA binding.
AUGUCCAAUGUUCCCUCUGCAAGACUGGUAUUGUUUAAGGAUUUGACCAAGUGCAAAACAGGAGAUUCUGUACGAGUAACAGGAUUAUGGCAAGCAUAUGACGACACUACCAACACAGCCCUGAUGGAAUACGACAACGUGAAAGCGAUCAUCCACCUCGAUCAAAUUGACCAGCUUUUACCUCAAACAGGAGAUGUUGUCCAAUGCAUAGGAGAGAUCAUGGAGAUGUCCAGCAAUCCAACUCAAAUCCAAGCGAGGAUUAUUCGAUCUGUCAAAACAAUAGACAUGGAACUGUACGAGAAGGUGGUUGAGCUUCGAAAUAGUGUCAUUUAG